This is a messenger RNA of Trypanosoma conorhini, 1092 nucleotides long. RefSeq lists its product as uncharacterized. The transcript has a single exon. NCBI's taxonomy places the organism in Eukaryota, Euglenozoa, Kinetoplastea, Trypanosomatida, Trypanosomatidae. The record is from RefSeq and is a predicted model, not a curated record. The coding region runs from base 1 to 1092 and encodes 363 amino acids.
AUGUCGGGAGCGUUCCCAACUGGGGUGCCGAACCUAUUCACCUCGCCUUUCGCGGCAUUCCCGGCGAGGAGCUUAUUUCAUUCUACUGAGCGCCCGGCGGAGGGCGGCUGCGCCUUCACACACGAAGAUCGACUUAUGCUGCAGCUGUUGUACCAGCAGCAACAGGCCCUACAGAUUCAGCUCCAGUCCAUGGCGUUGUCGAUGCAGCAGCUCCAUCUGACACUGGCCGGACUUUGCAAACUGCCCGCGGCGAUGGAGGCCUAUGGAACGACAGUUAAUAGCACAAGCCCUGCAUCAAACCUCCCCAACUUUGUUGCAACGGAGGCGCAGUCAUCGUUUAAUAAUACCGCCGAUGCAGCGAUGGCACCGCAGCGGCAGACAGCAAAGGAUCCGCAAGGGGGGGAUGCAGCUAUAGACACACAAGCAUCACGUGGGAAGGAGGUGUCGUGCUCUUGCACACCUCCCCGAGAAGAAUUAGACUUCUCACGCCAUAGCGCAAUGAAUCAAUCCACGGAAUCUGCGGCUCCGUGGGACCCCUCUGCCAGCUCACGCCAAAGUAGUGUUAUACGCAUGGCACGUGGAGAGAAUCCUCUCUUGUCCUCUAUGCGAGGCAAGUUGCCAACCCCCAACCACUCUGUUGCAGGGUCCGUUUCGGCCGGAACAGGGUAUAGUGCGAGCGCAAACGUCAGCGGAUCUCUAGAGGACCCAAGGUCGUCGUUUCGUCCCGCCAUUUAUCAGACCUCCUCUUUGUCUCUCCAUGCUGAUCCUGAAGCCAAGAACGUAGCCGCAGCUGGGCAAACCGUGCCCGGGGCUCACCACCACCAGCAGCAGCAGCGUGUUGUUUUAGACAAUCGUAAGACGGAUCCAGCGGGGCGUUCACAUUCCAGCGCCGAGGCGGUGUCGUUAAUGAAUAGGCGCUAUGAGGAACUUCGCCAUGCACGGCCAAGGAACGCUGCCUGUGACAAACAAUGUCGUGGAGAAAAGGAGGAACACGGUGAUACAAGCCUGUCCGCGGCUGGCUACGACUCACAGAGCGAUGGCUACGGGAGCUACGAAACGAGACAGUAUCUCAAAAAUGUGGGGAUCAUCUGA